This is a messenger RNA of Scutellospora calospora, 2163 nucleotides long. Lineage: Eukaryota; Fungi; Glomeromycota; Glomeromycetes; Diversisporales; Gigasporaceae. The record is from the annotation of a GenBank genome assembly.
UAAUGAUGUUAAAAGGAAAACGACGUCAAAAUGAAGGUCCUUGUGCUUUAUGUGGUCAACAAGGCACUAAUGAAAAGUUCAGAAAACUAACUGAAAACCUACUUGAGAGGGUAAAACAAAGUCCAGCAGAUGCUGUUCAACUUCAGAUUAACGAUCAGCUAUGUGCUAACAAUCGAUUGAAGAUGCGAUCACAAGAUAAAACGAAUAUAGUGGUAGCUGAGGCUGGGAUAAUUGAAGAAGAGGAGGAAUUAAUUGAAUCGAAUAAAGAAGAAGAGAUAGGUUUCGAGGAAAGUCUGCACAAUAAUGACGAACUGCUUGAUGAUUCGGAUGAAAAUAAAUUGGUGAAUAAAGAAAACCAGCUCAAAAAACUGAUUCAAAUAGCAGAAACAAAUUAUAUAUAUGAUGGUAAUGAUUAUGUUCAAAGUGUAGAGUUAGCGCAUAAUCAACCUGGGUUAAAUACAAUAAAGGAAUCUGAUAAUUUUUCAAAGCUUUUUGAGACACAGAUUUCUGAUCUUACUAAAGUACUAUAUAAUUAUCAACGUGAAGGAAAUCCGCCUAUUCUUGAUGUACAAGAAUUUAUUAAUGUAAUUGAAAGUCGAGAGCCAAAAUUAAAAGGGCUGUUUAACACACUUUUUUUAGCUAUGAACCCUGCGGGCAAAAAUCAACAAACUAAAAACUCUUUGUACAAAAAAGUUAUGUUGCUCUGUUACCAAAUAGCAGGGUUACGUAAUAAACAAAUAAGUAAUGUAAAGACUGAAAUUGGAUUAUUCAUGUUGAGAUCAGGAGCAUCUACAUAUUGUAUAAAUACUAUGGCUAAUAUGGGAAUAUGUUCAACUUACCAAACGGCUUUUAAUAAGCUUGAAGAGAUCGUAAAAUCUCAUGAACUAAGUGUUCAAAAAUACAUAAAAAAUCAUUCAAACAAUCUUAUAAUUGGUUGUAUCGAUGAUUACCAUAACAUUCAUGGAACACGUAUACCUAGUACGACCUCAAUUCCUCAAAUAGCUCAUAUGGCAACUGUACUGUUUAAUACAGCAGAAAUACCGCCAAUUCCUUUUUAUUCUGAACGUGGAUUUUCAGUUCAUAAUUUUAAUGGUAUAGACUCUGUUCUUCUUAGAACUAUUCUUUGGGAACAAUAUAUGAUUUCAUUUGCCCAUAGCUAUAAUUUUGAAAAAGCUAAUUGGAAAUGGAUUCGUGAUAUAAUGUUUACAAAUGAAUCUGAUCUUAUUGAAUCUUUGGUAGUACAUUCUUAUGAUGCCGAUAUUCCCAAAGAAUAUAAGCGUAAAUUUAAUCAAACAAAGCUUAUUGAUCUAAUACAACUGGAUUUAAAAAAUAUGAACAAUUAUAUUGAAGCUAUUAAAACAUUUAUAGGGUUCGUAAUAACAAGAUUUGGACUUUCAAAAGAUAUAGGAUAUAGAACAUUUUUAGAUUUACUAGAUAAUUUGAUACCUGCGACACUUGAUAUUUACACUAUCUUGUUUCGAGAAAAUCACUUUAAUGAAUAUGUUAGUACUGUAUAUAGACUAUGGAGUGUUAUGAAAAGAUUUAAUCGGCACAACUAUGAUAAAAUUUUACUUGCAUUUAUUUCAGAUGUUCAUUAUUGGAGGUUGACUGGACAUUCUAUAAUAGAUAUUUUGGAAAAUAACCUUCGACAAAAUAAUAAUUUUGCAAUGUUAUUUGCAUCUGAACGUAGUUAUCCAUAUACAAAAAAGGAUCUUGAUGAAUUAGCUAAAGCUACAGCAAUAUUUCUUUUAGAUUUUUUUGAAAACAUUUGGAAAUCUCAAGGCCAGAUAGAAAAAAGAAUUGAGGGAAAAACUGUUAAAAAAGUAUAUUAUUAUUUUCCAUAUAUUAAAUAUAGAUUUUCAUUAGGUGCUCUUCCACUUGGAUAUCAUUCACAAACUAUACCAAGCCAACAAAAACUUUGUGAUCGUAUUAAUUGUUUUGAAACAAUGGAUAAUAAGAUUAAGGUGUUAAUAUGCGGACAUGCUUAUCAUGAAAAAUGCUUUCAAUUGCAAGAAGAGGACAAAAAAAAUAAAUCAGAUACGGAUAGCACUUUACAAUCAGAUACAGAUAGUGCUUUACAGUCAGAAGAUUGUGAUUUUGAUAAAGCUGAAAUAUUGAUUUCAAAAACUGGAAAUGACAAUCAAUUAAAAGAAAAAAUAGCAG